Messenger RNA from Choloepus didactylus (southern two-toed sloth), 571 nucleotides. It is a transcript of the gene KRTCAP2, whose product is annotated as keratinocyte associated protein 2. The transcript is spliced from 5 exons. Lineage: Eukaryota; Metazoa; Chordata; Mammalia; Pilosa; Megalonychidae. The record is from RefSeq and is a predicted model, not a curated record. Bases 47 to 538 code for a protein of 163 amino acids.
GAGACGAGGACGCAGGAGGAAGUAAGGCUGCGAUGGCCACUGGCGCAUGCGCACAGCCAACAGUGCCCGGUUCGGCUUCUGCUCUUUCUUGUCCAAAAACGCCUGUUGGACCCACCGGCAGGACAUGAUGGUGGUGGGCACGGGCACCUCGCUGGCGCUUUCCUCCCUCCUGUCCCUGCUGCUCUUCGCUGGGAUGCAGAUGUACAGUCGUCAGCUGGCGUCCACCGAGUGGCUCACCAUCCAGGGGGGUCUGCUUGGCUCCGGCCUCUUCGUCUUCUCCCUCACUGCCUUCAAUAAUCUGGAGAAUCUUGUCUUUGGCAAAGGAUUCCAAGCAAAGAUCUUCCCUGAGAUUCUCCUCUGCCUCCUGUUGGCUCUCUUUGCAUCCGGCCUCAUCCACCGAGUCUGUGUCACCACCUGCUUUAUCUUCUCCAUGGUUGGUCUGUACUACAUCAACAAGAUCUCCUCCACUCUGUACCAGGCAACAGCUCCAGUCCUCACACCAGCCAAGGUCACGGGCAAGGGCAAGAAGAGAAACUGACUCUGAACAUUCAAUAAAGUUGAUUCUUUGUAA